GGUAGCUCCAUUUAUGAGUUCUCUCUUACGAAGCUCAUGGGGUCUUCGUCAACUUAGAAAUUUUCUUUUUUCUGCAUAUAAAUAAUGGUGCAAAUCCAGAGAGCAACAACUCCAUCAACACUUUUUUCAAAAGAUUAACCUCAAAAGAAUCCGCAAAUCGCUAUGAGCCAAGAAACUACAGAGAAAGACUAGGGCUUCCCGGUCCAACUCCAAACCCUAUCGUCUAACACUCGCCAUUUCUUUAUACCAUCGUCAGCUUCAUUUUCGGAUCUUGAAUUUCGAGCGGUUGCCAGUCUCGCCCAAGGAGAUAGAAAAGAAUGAAGCAGAGCCAAGGGACUGCUACGCUCAGAGAAAUGCUGAGCAACGCACACCACGACGAGCAGCCUCCUCAGAAGUCGCUCCAGAUCAAGCAAGAGGACAGGUUCUUCUCCAAGCUGCUGUCGAGGGAGAGCUCGAGGGUGGACUCGUCUUCCAGGGUGUUCUACUAUGGAGGAGCCCCGCGCGCGGUGCCGUUCCGGUGGGAGUCGCAGCCCGGGACUCCGAUCCGGGACUUCGCGUCGUCGGACGCCGGCUCGUCCUUUCCUCCUCUCACGCCGCCUCCCUCUUAUCACUCGAAGUUGAAGUCGAAGUCGAGAAGGUUCAUGCAGAUCAAGAAUGUGGACGGUCACUUCACGCCCAAAAAGGUUUCAACGAAGAGCAACAUAUUUUCGAAGAUCAAUCAAAACACGAAGAAGCCGCAGCACGUUUCGCAGUCGUCGUCGGGAUCAUCGACGUCGUCCUCAUCCACGUGGUCGACGACCUCGUUUUCUUCGCCAUCAGUGGCCUCGGCUUCUUCGACAGAGUCCAAGUUCAACAGGCGAGACUCGUCUUGCGCUAGGUCCCCGCCGGUGCAUUUUGGGUUGGAGCACGCCAACGACCACGACGACAACGAAGACGACGAAGAUGAAGAAGACAUGUUCGAAUUGCCCAUUUCGGCGAUGAGAUUAGGUGCGAGAAGAACGUUCCUGCUGAAGCUCCGAAGUUGCUAUCCAGUGGCUAAGAUGAAGAAUACCUUCUGCUCCAUUUUGGGACAUGGUUCAGGUCAAGGAAGUGUAUAGAGCCAAGAGAUUUUUCUUUUCGUCCAAGGUUCUGGUUCUUCUUGCAAGCCAUGUAUGAAAUUACCGAAACCGCUUGUUUCGCGCUGUGUUCCCCUUCCUUAUUUAAUCUCUGACAUAAUGAGCUUCUUCGAUGUCAAGUUUCAUGUGCUGCACAGUCCAUCCAGCAAUCGGAAUUGGAGUUAGAUUUCCCUUUUGGCUUUGUUUUCAAAUAAAAAAUAAUGACAUCGUUAUUAUCUUGA
Molecule: messenger RNA, 1336 nt
Organism: Eucalyptus grandis
Lineage: Eukaryota; Viridiplantae; Streptophyta; Magnoliopsida; Myrtales; Myrtaceae
Exons: 1
Coding region: 318-1097 (259 amino acids)
Source: RefSeq, a predicted model, not a curated record